Messenger RNA from Hibiscus syriacus, 885 nucleotides. RefSeq lists its product as uncharacterized. The transcript has 4 exons. Lineage: Eukaryota; Viridiplantae; Streptophyta; Magnoliopsida; Malvales; Malvaceae. The annotation marks the transcript as partial. The record is from RefSeq and is a predicted model, not a curated record.
GGCCAUGGAAGAAUCGAGAGUCCUCGAAUACGAAGGGGCUCGGAUAAGCUCAACACUUCCCUUAAUCACAUAGGUGAUACAUUUGAGGUGAGAGCAUCUGAAGAUGGUCGAACCAUAGUGGGAAGUAAAACCCAUGAUAUCAUCCAAGAAACGCGCAAUCUUAAAAUCCGGAGGAAAGGGAGCAGUCCCAGGGCAGAAAAUCAGGUUCACGGUCUAAAUUGCACGUUGCAGCAACCGACACAACUCCAAAUUCAAACCAACAAUCAAAACCAGAUCAAGGCAUCUCGCGACGUUGCGAUGGCCACGGCAGCUAAAGCGAAACUGCUUCUCCGGGAGCUGAAAUCUGUUAAAGAAGAUUUAGCAUUCGCAAAGGAACGAUGUGCUCAACUAGAAGAGGAAAACAAGAUCCUUCGGGAGUGUAGGGAGAAAGGGGAUAUUCCUGAAGAUGAUGAUUUGAUUCGGUUCCAACUAGAGAGUCUGUUGGCAGAAAAGGCACGUUUGGCGCAUGAGAACUCAAUAUACGCGAGAGAGAACCGGUUUCUAAGGGAAGUAGUGGAGUAUCACCAACUGAGCAUGCAGGACCUAAUGUACUUAUACGAGGGAGUUGAAGAAGUUACAGAAGUUGGAUAUCCCUUUAAUUUCCCUUACUCAAGCAUGCUCUGUGAAUCCCCGACGUCGCUGUCGGAGGUGGCGGAGCUCAGCCCUCCAUCUUUGGCAUCUAAGGAGGGGACCAUGAAUAUCACUAGUCCGCCACUCGAAGCCGAUAAUGUAGCCAACUGGGAACUGAUCCUAUCCCACCAUCAGCAUCUAAUCAUGGAAGAGAAACACCACCAUCGGAAUCUUCUUCCUUGUUUAGUUUUUUUCCUUUAUAUUUGUGUUAAGUGA